AUGCCUCGACAAAAUGAAUGCUUAUCAUUUUCUUCAAAUCCACUUGUUUCACGUAUUGAUUAUUCUGAAGCUCAAAAUAUUCUUGAAUUAACAACAACAAAACAAAAACAACUUCGUCGAGAACGUUCACAAGUUUUAUAUAAACAAGUUUUACUUAAACGAACAUAUACACUUGUAUGUGAUUUAUUAGAUUCUGAUUGUUCAUAUUCUUCUUCUUCUUCUACUAAUCAAACAUAUAAAUGUUCAUUAUCACCACUUUCAACAAUCGAUACCAACAAACGAAAAUUAUCAUCUGAUGAUCAUGAAAUUCAACCAAUAAUUAAAAAAUCUACAAGUCUUAUGGAUAAAUGUUAUGAUAUAAAAAAUGAUAAUGAUGUAUUACAAUUUCUUCGUGAACUCAAUUCUGUUAAAGUAACAUCCAGUGAUGACAAUGAACAAAAUAUACCAAUUAUUGUCUUCCUUGUAUAUGUUGUAGUGUUUAAUAAAGCAGCAAUGUGCCUGAACAAAGAUUAUUAUUAUUAUCAAAUCCGGACGAAUGAGUUAUUCAAACGUAUAUGUCAAUUGGCACCAUUAAAUACAAAUAUUCAAAAAGGAAAAAAAAAGCAGAAAUCAUCAUAA
Molecule: messenger RNA, 618 nt
Organism: Rotaria sordida
Lineage: Eukaryota; Metazoa; Rotifera; Eurotatoria; Philodinida; Philodinidae
Source: the annotation of a GenBank genome assembly